Molecule: messenger RNA, 640 nt
Organism: Guyanagaster necrorhizus
Lineage: Eukaryota; Fungi; Basidiomycota; Agaricomycetes; Agaricales; Physalacriaceae
Exons: 5
Coding region: 155-529 (124 amino acids)
Biological process (GO): protein insertion into mitochondrial inner membrane; protein import into mitochondrial matrix
Cellular component (GO): TIM23 mitochondrial import inner membrane translocase complex
Source: RefSeq, a predicted model, not a curated record
GACGAGAGAUGGUAGAGAUCUCGUUGGUGAGCACGAACUGGAAGCAAGCAUUAUUAGAGGCAACCAGACUGUUGAGCAGCUCUGAUACGAACUAAUUUGGGCCUGCUGGGCAUCGGGAAAGGUGGGGAUGCCAGUUGACAUGGUAGUUCCAGCAAUGCCCAGUGAAGAAAUGUCCCAAUUUCAGCGACGCAAGGAACCGUCCGUGUGGGAUAAAAGUCAGAUGGGCGCCGUCAUGGGUGCUGGCGUCGGUCUGACCAUCGGUUUCAUCUUUGGGUCAUGGAGCAUCUUCCGGUAUGGAGCAGGGACUCGAGGCACACUCUCCACACUCUCGAUGUACAUGUUGAACAGUGCGGCAACAUUUUCCUUCUUCCUUUCCAUUGGAUCUGUCAUUCGUAAUGACUCUGCGAUUCCGCCUCACCUGGAAGCUCAACUUACGGCUCCAGUUAUGAUGCUUCGUUCCCGGAACGAGGGUUUGCAGAUGAUGAAGGCGCGAUGGGAGGAAGAAUGCAGGCGCAAAAAUAACGCUUGAAUGGCUUAUAUUUUUGUCCGUCUCGGUCCACAAAUCUUCUUGUAUGGGUCAAACUAUGUACAUAUAUGCGUAUAGUACAUAUAUUCUGAAGUUUCUUGCCCUCGAAGCUCC